UGGGGCGGGCCAUUGAAGACUGGCGGGGAUAUUCGAGCCUUCCAAAUGACGACGGAGAUAGCAACGGAUUAUAGUUACAUCAAAUAUCAUGCUUUAAGAGUAAUGUAGUUUAACAAUUUAGCUUGUCAUGGUAACUCACGAAGUUUGACACUGUCAAGGAUCGUUUUGGUAAAACGCGAAUUUCCAAGUGCUUUUCAAAUGGAGGCGAUGGAGGUGGACUUGCAGCUGGGGGUCCCCAGGAGGGAACCAGAACCAGAUGCUAUGGCAGGCAAUGUAGAGCCCCCUAUCGUCAUCCCUGACUCUGGCAGCGAAACUGAGGUUGAGGACGAGGUAGACGCGGCUCCCCUAGACCCACCACGGCUCCCGACCACCUGGGCGUUCAGUCAGAACCGAAUCAGAGUGGAGGGUCAAGUUGGGCCCAGGAUCAGAAUGGAGGGUCAUAUUUUGCACAGGGUCACUACAGCAGCAGUCCGGAGGCAGCGGAGAGCCAGGCCAGGCGUCAGGGCGCUCUACCCCACCCAGACCUCUCUCUCUGCUAGCCGCUUCCUAGAUUUCCUGCUGCGAGUCCCUGCAGCCAACCCUGACUCUGGCAAUACCACAGAGUCGAGCGAGUCGGAGGAUGAGGCAGACCCCACAGGGCCAGUAGACCCUCACAACCCUGACGAACCUGCUGUUCCCUCCAGCCCUGGAAUGAACCCUCCUGUGGCAGCCACGCCACUGCAAGGCCCAAAUCCUUCAGAUUCUAAUGCAACCACAGAGGCUGUGAGGACAGAGACUGGAAAUCAAGUGAAUCCUGAGAGUGUAACAGCCCCAGUGGCCACCAGUGGUGCGGCUCUUCGGUCGUCCCAAGGGGAUGAGGGGGAGGGGGAGACCUGCUCUAUCUGCUUUGAGCCCUGGACCACGUCAGGGGAGCACCGACUGGCCACCCUGCGCUGCGGACAUCUCUUCGGCUACACCUGCAUUAGCCGCUGGGUGAAGGGCCAGGGCCAGGGAGCCAAGUGUCCCCAGUGCAACAAGAAGGCCAAGCGCUCUGAUAUCGUCCUCCUGUAUGCACGCAAGCUGAGGGCUUUGGACAACACAGAGCAGGAGAAUAUGAAGAGGUCAUUGGAGCAGGAGCAGUCAAUGCGUAGGAAUGCUGAACUAGAGUCAGCCCAGUGCCGGCUACAACUGCAGGUGAUGACAGACGAAUGUGGGAAACUACGCAAGCAGAUACAGGAGUUGAAGACGCUGAUGGCUCAGCCUGGCUGUAGGCCUUCUAAGAACUCAGGGGCCUCUCUCUCUGGGCUCUCACAGAGACAGGACAGCACCCAGGGGGGCCACUACGUCUUCUCCAAGGCCGUGCUAGUGUCCCAGGCGGGGGGCUGCAGGGUGCUGUCCUACUGUGAACCCCUCAGCUGCCUGCUGGCCUCCCAUCCCUCCCCACACACCACACUGGUGCCCGGCUAUGGUGUGAAGAAGGUGAGUACGGUGAAUCUGAAGGCAUGCCAGUAUGUUCCCAUCCAUGUUAAACAGAUCAGAGGCCUGGCAUUCAACAGACAAGCUGACAGCCUCCUGCUCUCUGCUGCCCUGGACAACACCAUCAAACUCACCAGUCUAAUGACCAACACAGUGGUGCAGACAUACAACACGGGUAAGCCAGUGUGGAGCUGUUGCUGGUGCCUGGACAACAACAACUACGUGUACGCUGGUCUCAGUAACGGCUCUGUGCUGCUGUAUGAUACCAGAGACACCAGCACACAUGUCCAGGAGCUGCAGCCACUACGCUCUAGGUGUCCCGUGGCCUCACUGUCCUACGUGCCUCGCGCCUCCUCCAGCUCGUUCCCGUGCGGCGGCCUCAUCGCAGGUUCUCUGGAGGGGGCCUGCUUCUGGGAGCAGGUGGACGGCACCACUUACAGACCCCACAUUUUGCCCCUGGAGACAGGAGGCUGCACAGACAUCCAGGUGGAGCCAGAGAGCAGACACUGUCUGGUCACCUACAGACCAGGGCGCUCCAACCCGUCUCUGCGUUGUGUUCUGAUGGAGCUGAACAGGACUCUACAGCAGGAUGCGGCCCAGGAGCCCUUGUGUUCCUGCUACCCUGUCCAGACCUUCAGCGCCGGCUCCUCAUGCAAAGUGCUCACCAAGAACGCUGUGUUCAGAAGCCCAGCCGGGGAGGGCUCCACUUUGGUCUGUGCCGGGGACGAGUCCACUAACUCCACCAUGGUGUGGGAUGCAGGGAGUGGAUCCCUGAUUCAGAAGUUGCCUGCUGACCUCCCAGUGUUGGACAUCUGCCCGUUUGAGGUGAAUCAGGGCAGUUACCUGGCCUCGCUCACUGAGAAGAUGCUCAAAAUCUACAAGUGGGAAUAAGGAGAGAUUAUGGAAAACACACACCACCAGCAUAGAGCAUGUAUGAGUAGCGCAGCUGCUGCACUGUAUAAAUGGCAUCCAUUUAAAACAGCUUUUUCUUAGACUACAGAGGAGCCUUUGUUGGGUUUGCUUUGCAGUGGAGGGACUGGAGAGAUAUCACACUGCUGCAAUGUUAUCAACAAACUGAUAGCUGGAGUGGCAGUACAGAUACACCACUGUCCUAAAUGUUUACAUUUGAGGAUAAUUGAAAACGUCCCAUCAAAAUGAACCAAAAUGACACAACAGAUAUAGUACAGCAAGACUAGGGUUUCCUACCCACUCACCACUACCCAGUGUUUUGCUCUGUAGCUUUUCCUCUGGAUGUGAAGAUGAAUCUGUUUUUGUCAGCCAUGCUGCUGAUGUUUGUUUUAAUUUCGCAAUGUGUUUCUUCACUGGGCCAUGUUCAGUUGCCAAACGUUCUUGAACGUUGCAGAUAGAAAUUCCAUGAAUAGAACCGAUGUGAGUCCUUACUGUACAUAUCAGAGGCAUGUUUGAGCUACAUUGCCUAUUUCUAUCUGAAUGUUCCAAAAUGUUUAAUCCUGCUGAAUGUGCUCCUGGUCUUAGGCUGUGUUCACACAGGCAGCCCAAUUGUGGGGCACGUUCAACAGGAUUGAAUGUUUUGGAACAUUUAGAUAGGAAAGCAAUGUAGAUAAAACAUGUCUCUCUGAUAUGUAGAAUAAGGAAUGCAAUCGGCUCUUCAUUACAUUUUCUAUCUGCAACGUUCAAGAACGUUUGGCAACUGAACAUGGUCCUAAUCUUUGUUCCACUAAUUGGUCAAAAGUCCAAUCACUUCAGAUCUUUUCAUAUCUUUUUCAGAGCUGAUCUGGUUGGUCAAAAGACACAUUUAGUGAAGAAAAUAUCAGAAAUGGGCUGCCUGUCCAAACGCAACCUUUGAGAUGGAUCCAUACAUUUCCUGUAUUCUGAUUCAAGCCUGAUCAGCAGGCUUUUUCAAAAAUCUUAAUGUACUAAAACUGAUUUGCUUAUUUUAGAUCCAGAGGAAAUUAUAUAUACAUGUAUGUUUUAUACCAAAUGUUUAUACUAUUUCAAAUGUAAUAAAAUAUAAAUAAUUGGUUAUUGUUCAUUCUGAUGUUGGUUGGGGUGAUAUCCAGAUUGUCUUAACUUUAUACUGACCAUGUGCCAUUCCAGGAUAGUUUGUAAUACUGACACUGAACACAAGGGGCGCUAUUUUCAAACCCCACUGAUGCGCUGUAAUACAAAGGUUAGCAAUGCUAACAAGUACACGUAAAAUACCAUAGAAAAUACUAACAACCGUAUUGUGAACAUUUUGUACAGUUUCUGACCUAAACUAUACAAGUAACUAAAAAUGCUACACACACAAAACAGACUGACUUAAUAGUCAUAAGAUAUUUAGUUGUGAGUUCCAUAUGUAAGUACAUCAUCAUGCUGCACAACAGUGAGUGACACUCAAGGCUCUGGUCUCAUUGUGUGCUUGUAAACAAACACGUGACUGGGUACUGUGAACUUCAUAGUAAUGUGACUGGUGAGAUGAAGAAUGCAAUGUUCUUAAUCUCCUAACAUUGCACAAAUUGACUGCAGGUAUGUACUUAAAAAUAUUCACAUUUAUUAAAACAUGUAACUGUUUUGAUGGUAUUAAAAAAACCUCAUGUGGCUUUUU
Molecule: messenger RNA, 4021 nt
Organism: Oncorhynchus nerka (sockeye salmon)
Lineage: Eukaryota; Metazoa; Chordata; Actinopteri; Salmoniformes; Salmonidae
Product: E3 ubiquitin-protein ligase rfwd3.S-like
Exons: 13
Coding region: 199-2346 (715 amino acids)
Biological process (GO): interstrand cross-link repair; protein ubiquitination
Cellular component (GO): nucleus
Molecular function (GO): ubiquitin-protein transferase activity; protein binding
Source: RefSeq, a predicted model, not a curated record